ACGAGAGGCAUAAACUGUCAUGGCCGCACCCACGAAGUGACGAGAUACAUCUAUCAUCUGUAUAACAGUAUAUGUAUGUUCGUUUUGUGCUUAAUAACAUAAGCAGACGUAAGCCAUCUUACUUGCUGAUACAGUGAUAGUUUCGCAAGAGAAGCCUUCGACCGACGGGAGAUUCGUCGAGCGUUUCUCGUGACGCACGCGCUCGGCUGCAGUACAACAGAGCGAGAACGCGACGGAAUCGUCGACAUCAUGCUCACGCCGCGAUUCUCGAUCGUUCAGGACGCGGACUUCGUGACCUUGAGGAUACGCGCGCCGUACGCGAAGGUCGCGGCGACGGACGUCAGCGUCGACGGCUGUGAGCUGCGCUUCGCGUCUCCGCCGUACUUCCUGCGACUAACCUUCGAUGAGCGGCUCGUCGAGGACGGACGGGAGGCGGCGGACUACGACGUCGACACGGGGUUCUUCACCGUGCGCGUUCCCAAGGAGACGCCGGGCGAGGAGUUCCGCGGACUGGACAUGAUGACGAAGCUGCUGGCGCCCCCGGCGACGAAAAACAACGCGCGGCCGACGAUUAGCGAGAUCGGCGGAGAAGCUAACGAUGAAGAGGAAGAGGAAGAGGAAGAGGUGGAUUGGUUCGUGGAGCAGGUUCCCAUGGCGACGGACGCACCGCCGCUCCCCGCCGCGUUCCGUUACGGAUUCGCGAACCAGAAGUCGGGCGCGCUGUCGGCGAUGGCGGGAGAGUUUGUCGGCGUGUUCGACGUCCUUGACCCCGACGCCCUUGACCUCUGCACGCGGAGGUCGCUGCGGCUGCAGCAGGAGCGAGACGCGUUCAGUGACGAUCACUACCUCUACGACCUUCACGACAAUGCCGACAUCGACGACAUCCUCGCGUUCCGACCCUGGUGGGAGGAGGGCGCCACCGCGGUGGAGUUCACGGACGAGGAGCGCGACCAGAUGCUGCGGCUGCCCGCGCGGCGCCACCUACUGGACGGCGAGGAGACGCGGGCGGCAUCGCUGGGGAUGGUCGACGUCGUCACGGCGUACGCGCACGACGCGCGAUGCACGCUCGGCGACGGCAACUCCGAGUCUGCGUGGACCGUCUGCAAGCUGAGCGCGACGCUCUCUUGGUUCGACGCGUUCUCGAGCGUCGACGACGUCGUCACGGCGACCGCGCGCCGCUGCCUCUGCUUCCCGCUGCAUCGUCACUUCGCGUUGGCGGCGGCGGCGGCGCGGGACGCCGCGCGGAUCUUCGCGCUGGGACGCGGCGCGCUGCUGCGCUGCCUGCUCGCCGUGCACCGCCUGCUGAGCGAGGGAGACGCGCGCUACGUGCUCAACGACCUCUACGUGACGGACUACUGCGUGUGGCUGCAGGCAUGCGGCGACGCCACCCUCACCUCCCUCGCCGCAGCGCUGGCGUCGACCACGCUCACGAAGGCAGGGAUGGGAUUAGAUGUGGAGGAGCUGGAGGCGGCGGCACUGGCCUGCAUCGCGGAGGAGCUGGAGGCGGCGGCGCAGGCCUGCAUCGCGGAGCGGGACGCCGGGGGCGACGUCGCAGCGCUGACGAGGAAGGCAGGGAGGCUGCGGAUCAGGGAAGCAGAAGAUGACAGCGAUGAUGAUGAUAGCGAUGACGAUGACAGUGAUGAUGAUGAUGAUGAUGAUGAUGAUAGUGAUGAUGAUGAUGAUGAUGAUGAUGAUGACAGUGAUGAUGAUUCUGAGGGUGCCGGAGCUGGUGACGAUGAUCCGAAUGAUGUUAAGAGAGAAGAUGAUAAGAGUAACGUGGAAGCAGGUAGAGACGUCAAUUCUAGUGAUACCGUGGCGACGUUAGUAGAUGAAGCCAGCAGCAAAGCUUGUGUGGCGGCAGCGGGGAGCGAACUGUCUGCUUCCAAACUAUCAUGAAACUUCACGACACGACGGAAAUUCAUGGAAAUUACGAGCGAAUAUAGCGGUAAAUAGCACAUCGCUAACAGGUGGCAAAAUUUUAUCAGUGGCCUAUGCUCCACCCAGGAGCCACGGGCGUAAGUCCAGUAGUGGAGCACACAAAAAUGUGGCACUAUCGUGGACUUAAAACACGAAUUGUGAAAUCUAAAGAGAAGGUUAAACGUAUUAAAAGUAUUAGUUUUUAUACAACAUGCA
Molecule: messenger RNA, 2133 nt
Organism: Priapulus caudatus
Lineage: Eukaryota; Metazoa; Priapulida; Priapulimorpha; Priapulimorphida; Priapulidae
Product: protein SHQ1 homolog
Exons: 3
Coding region: 250-1896 (548 amino acids)
Biological process (GO): box H/ACA snoRNP assembly
Cellular component (GO): nucleoplasm; cytoplasm
Source: RefSeq, a predicted model, not a curated record